Messenger RNA from Closterium sp. Naga37s-1, 2631 nucleotides. NCBI's taxonomy places the organism in Eukaryota, Viridiplantae, Streptophyta, Zygnematophyceae, Desmidiales, Closteriaceae. The record is from the annotation of a GenBank genome assembly.
AUGGACGGCGUGGAUCUCUCGAAAUGCGUGUGCGAGGCGGGCGCGGUGGAGUGGAUCCGCGACUGGUUCCAGGACUGCGUGUACUCGCGAUGGGACCUGCUCUCCUUCCUGCUCGGCCUCGCCUCCAUCGGCUGCUGGCUCGUCGCGCAGCUGCCGCAGUUCAUUCAGAAUAUACGCGUCGGGUCCGCUGACGCGCUCUCGCCCUGGUUCCUCUUCCAAUGGCUCUCCGGCGAUCUGCUGAAUCUGCUGGGCUGUCUGCUGUCCGGCAGCCAGCUCAUCACGCAGACCUUCACCGCCAUCUACUUUAUCUUCGCCGACUGCUGCAUCAUCGCGCAGUAUGUGUACUACCAGCUGAAGAACCGCGACUCGCUCGAGCUGGACGCGGACUGCAUGUCGCGCGCGCCGUCGCAGCAGGACGGCUUCAUCACCGCCGCCGCCUUCUCCUCGCCCUCCGCCGCCCUCCGCCGCCCGCUCCUGUCCGCCAGGCCCGCCGCGCCCGCAGACCACGCGGAUGCCGCCACCAGCAUUGAGGCGAUCAGCAGAGCGCUGUCUGUAUUGUCGCCGCCCAGGACGAAGCCAUGGCGUGCUGUGGAGGAAAUCCGCGCUUUAGAGAACGAGCUGCCUUAUAGAGAGGUUGAGGCUGGCGGAGUGGCAGCGACAGCAGAGCAUGAGAGUCACAUGCACAGACCAAGGCAGGAGCCGCAGCAGCAACCGCACCGGCACGAGCACCACAACUACCACCCAGUGUCGUUCUUAGCUGGCCGCUCAGGCGCUGUGCUCCUCGCCCACGCCUGGCAGGGCCCCCACCUCGCCUCCGACCCCCGCCCCCUUUCCCUCCCACCUUCUCAAGGCGCACACACAGCUGGAGCCGAAGCAGACUUGGCAGGAGAAACGGACGUGGCUGGAAAACCAGAGGUGGCAGGAGAAACAGACGUGGCAGGAAAGGCAGUCGCAGCAGGAACAGCAGUGGGUCGGCGGCUUAAUGUUGCUGGGCGGAGAGAACAGGGCGCGGGAGCGCGGGGAGACGGGCAAGGCAGGUUGUUGCGGAUAGCUGAGGAGGGGGAAGGGCGGGCGGACCUGUUCCCUGUGGCGUCAGAUAAUACAGGCACGAGGGCGUCAGACAAUGCAGGCGGAAGGGCGGACGGGGCAGGGGUGGUGGGAGAUCGCAGCAGGAGACGUGCGACUGCUGACGAGGCAGGGGGAGCAGAGGGGCGCAGGGGCGGGGGCCAAGCGGGGCGAGUGCAGUUCGAGGAGCAAGGGGGGAAGGGCGGGGAGGGCGCGGGCGGCGAGGGGCGCAGGCGCAGGGCGUACAGCGGGCGGGAGGUGCGGCGGGUGGUGGAGCAGUAUGGGCUGGAGCACGGCCCUCCGCUGCUGCACGCCCGCCUCACCAUCCACCACCACCCCGCUGCGCCCGCGCCCAGCCCUGCAGCCCUGAUGGGGGGAGAGCAGGGGCAGGUGGGACGGAUGGGCGCAGGGCGGGAGGGGCAUGGAGCAGCAGGAGCGGGUGGGGCGGGAGGCGGGCACGGGCGUGAGAGUGGGGCCACGCAUGGAGGGGCGGGUUACGUGAAGCAGGAGGGGACAGCUGCUGAGGGAACGGGUGCCUCGGCUGCUGUAGCAAGUGCAGCUGCCACCGUGCCUGCUACCACUGGGGAAGGUCCAUCCGAGGGAGGUAACUCUUCUGGUGGAGGGGCAGCAGGGCCCAGGCCGCAGAAGGCGGGGGCGCUGUCUCUGCUGCUGGGCUCGCUCAUGCUGCUGGCACUCGCGUCCUCUGCUCUCAACCCUGCAGAUCAAGGGGAUGCGCUCACAGCACAGCUCAGUGGUGGCGCUGGUCCGUGCACAGGGGGCAGGUGCAGCAUGGCAUGGUGGGGGACAGGUGAGGUCGAGGCAGCGGCAGGAAGGAAGCUGCUGGCGGUGCAGGCGAGGGAGAGGCAGGCACAGUGGCAUCAGUUGCGGGGGGAGCAGCAUGCGUGGCAGCAGCAGGCGGUGCUGGGGGUUGGGAGAGUGAGGUCUGGCAACGGCACGCUCUGCCUGCCGCAUCCCCAUCACACAAACUGCCAGCCUGCUGCUGGUGCUGCUGCUGCUGUGCGUGCGGGUGGUGGCAGUGCAGUGAGUGAUGGUGGCAGUUUGGCAGGCAGGGAGGCAGGUGUGGUGCUGCAGCUGCUGCCCCCCGUGCUUCCACUCGCUGACAGACUGAGCAAGGAGCAAAAGGACGCGGGGGAAAGGGGCGGGAGGGAGAGGGACAGGGAGGAGGGGGAUGCAGAGAUGGCAGCGUGCAGGGCGGAGAGGAAGCGGCGGAGGAAGGAGCCCAGCAGAUUCAUUCACCAGCUGGGCCUCAUGCUCGGGUGGGUGUCAGCGGGCUUCUAUCUGGGCUCGCGGGUGUCGCAGAUCUGGCAGAACGCGGAGCGCGGGUCAGCAGAGGGGCUGUCCAUGGCCAUGUUCCUCUGCGCCUUCUGUGGCAACCUCACCUACGGCACUGCCAUUCUGCUGCGCGCCCCUUCUCUGUACGCUAUUCUGCUGCGCGCCCCUUCUCUGUAUGCUAUUCUGCUGCGCGCCCCUUCUCUGUACGCUAUUCUGCUGCGCGCCCCUUCUCUGUACGCUAUUCUUCUCCGCACCCCUUCUCUUCAGCCCUGA